Molecule: messenger RNA, 1125 nt
Organism: Apaloderma vittatum (bar-tailed trogon)
Lineage: Eukaryota; Metazoa; Chordata; Aves; Trogoniformes; Trogonidae
Product: zinc finger protein 335-like
Biological process (GO): regulation of gene expression; brain development; positive regulation of neurogenesis
Cellular component (GO): nucleus
Molecular function (GO): RNA polymerase II cis-regulatory region sequence-specific DNA binding
Source: RefSeq, a predicted model, not a curated record
GUGGGCUGUGAGGAGCAGCCACAGCAGAAGUUGGUGACACUGCACGUGGCAGAGCCUGGGGAGGCGUUGGUGCAGGAGGCUUACGAGGAGGCGACCCUGGGUGGCUCAGAGCUGCAGCAGAUCACUAUCCCCUUCGGCGGGACGGCGGAGUACAGCAUCAUCACACCCAUCAGCGAGGAGAUCUCGGCCCCAGGCACGCUGUACAGCGAGGAGGAGAGCCCUGCGGAGGCCUCCCAUGCAGUCGUGGUGAGCGAAGCUGUGAUGACAGAGGAGGCUCUGAAGGACCAGAACAAUCAGUAUAUCAUGUCAUCCAGCAUUGCGAGGAGCCAGUUCCAUCACAUCGAGCCCCUCAGCGGGGACGCUGUCGCCUGCGAGGGCCAGGGAGGAACAGCCCGCCAGCGUCAAGUGGCCCCUGGUGCAGUGUGUCACCAGGCAGCUCCAGAAGGACUCGUCUUUAUCCCCAGCCUCCGAGGGGCAGGAAGUCUCGUCCCCAAAGGUCAAGUGGCCCGCGCUCCAAGGCAUGGCCAAGAAGCUCUCGUGCAAGGUUUCCACGGCCAAGAAGCUCUCCUGCAAGAUUUCCACAGCCAAAAAGUUUUCAUGCAAGAUUUGCACAGCCAUGUUCACAGGGAGGGCAGAAAUGGAGAGUCACAAGAGAGCCACAUUGGGCCCAGCACCUUCAAGUGUCCCGACUGUCCGUUCACUGCAGCCCUCUGGCCGGAGGUUCGGAGCCACAUGGUCCAGCACGCCAGCCUGCGGCCGCACAAGUGCACCCACUGCAGCUUCGCCUCCAAGAACAAGAAGGACCUGCGCAGGCACAUGCUGACCCACACCAAUGAGAAGCCCUUUGCCUGCCAGGUCUGUGGGCAGAGGUUCAACCGUAAUGGGCACCUGAAGUUCCACAUGCAGCGUUUGCACAGCUCGGAGGGGAAGAGGCCGGGGCCGCCUGCAGCUGCCACCCAGCAGACCAUCAUCCUGAACAGCGACGAGGACACGCUGGCCACCCUGCAGAAGCUAGGAGGGGGUGCUGUGCUCCUUGCCGGGGUUCAGUACAUCAUUGCCCAGGACGGCGUACAGCACUUGCUUCCCCACGAGUACGUCGUUGUCCCAGAGGGACAUCACAUCCAG